Molecule: messenger RNA, 4325 nt
Organism: Podarcis muralis (Common wall lizard)
Lineage: Eukaryota; Metazoa; Chordata; Lepidosauria; Squamata; Lacertidae
Biological process (GO): SCF-dependent proteasomal ubiquitin-dependent protein catabolic process
Cellular component (GO): cytoplasm; SCF ubiquitin ligase complex
Molecular function (GO): protein binding
Source: RefSeq, a predicted model, not a curated record
GGCGGCUCCCCUGCGCCACAUGCCAAGGCAGCUGGACCCCCUUUCCGGCGCGGGCUCGAGCUGGCGACCGCGCGAAACCGGCGCGGGGAGUAACGAGGAGAGCCGCUUGGCGCCCCUGAGAAGCGCUGAGGGAAAACCCGACGUCCCUCUUUGGAGGCUAAGCCGCCUCCCCGCCCGCUUUGCCGACUCCACCCCCAGCGGCCGGUUUCCACGGGGACAAGAGCCCCGCGCCGGAGGCAGAAGGAGGCGGCUGAGGCGCCACCCGCAGCCGCCCUGCCUGGCUGGCUCCUGCGGGUCGCGGGCUGGAGAGGCGCCGCGCGGGACGGGGCUCCCUCGCGAACCGGGGCGCCCUUCUCCCCGCGCCGACGAGGAGCAUCCCGCUCUUCCCAGGCGCGGCCCCGGCAGUCUGGCCUCUGCCGCUUGGUGAGGAGAUUGAGCAUCUGUCUCCUAAGGUAGAAUCACUCUGCUGGAAGUGAAAUUGAUACUGCAUGUACACAGAAUCUGACAUUCUCACGACUUAAGCGGCUAACUUUCUAUGGAAGGACAAUGUCUGGCACUGUUGGUGAUGCUAAUAGCCCAAAUUCAGUCAAGGCCAAAGGAAUCCCAUUACAUUCUGUAGCUGGUGCUAGCAUGGGCUUUCAGCAGCCCAACAAGUCACUAAGCAGAGGAUAUCAUUCAAUUCAGAGACUCUCUAGCGUGAGCUAUCCAAGAACGGAACAAGAAACAAGUAACACAAAUGAACCACCACACAGAAAAUGUUUAAGCAGUACCUACAUAUCAAAAUUGGAUAAUCAACUACUUGAGGAUGCAAGCAUUCCUGAGACACAGAAACUGAGAAUGGUUGCAAGCUGGGCAGAAUUGUUUCAUGAUACAUCUGUUGUUUGGGACAACCUGCAGGAAGCUGGAAAAUCUACCUUGGAUUAUGAUACAGUGGUUCAAAACAGCAGUGGUGAAGAUGCCAUAAAUAAAAAUGCUGGCAAUUUGGAAAUGAAGUUAUUACAUGCACAUGUUUUAAAUCCUUUCAUAGCCUCUGAAAAUAGCUCGGCGCAUGCUGAAAGAUGUACUCCUCCUGUUUUUUUAUGUUGUAAUACAUCACCUCAUCCUUGCAAGAGUUCUGCUCAAGCAACUAAGCCUGAGAAAGAAGGAAGGGAUAUUAUGCUUUCCACCAACAUUUCAGAAGAAUGUGAAGUUGAGGGUGACAUGCAUAGUAGCACAAGAGAAGCCAGUUCUUUAAAUGCUCAUAAUGUAGAUGAUUCAUGUACAAUUACAGUGGACCUGCACAAAAAUGAAACUUUUUUUUGGCCUCCUCUCAGUGAUAGUUCAGAUGAGGAAUUUGCAGAUGUGAAGAUUGAUUGUCUAAAACUACCAGAGAGCAAGGAACACACAAGCCCUCUUAACAGUGAUGUUGAGGCAGAAAAUAUUAAACUCAUCAAUUUAUCUGUGCUGGAAGGCAGACACUCCUUCACAAAAAGUUCUGACAUCUGUGAAAAAUGGAAUCCAGGAACAGAAAAGCUCUUGGAGAUCAAAGAAUACGAAUGCAAAGAUUUCAUGUGGACUCUCAAACCUAAAGCUUCCAGUGGGACCAAUGAUGUUGGAGAGACUACAGACAGAAACAUCCCUUUUCAUCUCAAAGUAAAAAAAGAUGCAUUAAGGGAUGGGAGUUCAGACUUUCAGCCUCUAAAGAAAGGCAUCGAUCAGAGAAAUGCAUUUAAAUCUGAGCAUAUGCUAGGGAUGGUUAAAACUCUAGAAAGGAAGAAUAUCACAGAAGAACAAGCAAAUAGUACAUCUAAUGGAAACCACUGUCACAGAGAAGAAAGGGAAACAGAAUUUAAAUUCCUGAUGAAAGAUCCAGCCAUGCAAAUUAAGAGUUUCUGUGGGAACACAUUAAUGAACCCUUCAGAAAACAGUACUUCAGUCUGUUUGAAUCACAGUUAUAAAAGCACUUGCUUGGGCAGUAGUAGUGACCGUUUGUUAGACAUGCUUCUCCAGUUUACUGAUAGUGUAGAACCUAAGUCCAAUUCAGUUCCAAUAUAUGUGCACGGUGAUAUACAUGAAAAUGUUUCUGAGGGUGUUGCAAAAUCAGUAGUAGGUUCUAAAAAGAAUACAGAAGAAUUUCUUGUCCCAAGAAUAAAAGCUGAUGGUGAUGAGAAGCUAUUUUGGAAUGACAAAUCCCAGUUUGAUUCCAACCACAGUGAUAGUGUUUUGGCAAAAUAUUACUUCUAUUUGAGUUAUCUCAAUAAGUCCAAAAGGCUUCAGCAAGAGGUUGACGGCAAUCUUCUCUCUUGUCAACAACAUUUUGGAAUUUCUAAAGAAGCAAAAAUAUCCGCACUCGACUACCAUAAGGGUGGUAAUAUGUAUGAGCAUAAGACUACUGAAUAUACGAAGAAUGACGUAAGCUACUGUGAGGAUAAAAGUUCUGAGGUUAUAAAACAGCAAAGCCUUCCUGAAAAACAGGAAUCAAAGUCUUCUUUUUCAUGUAACAGUCCUGAACAUUUAUCUAGUCUAUUAUUGCCGGAAAAGAAACAAUUGGAGAAUGGACACAUUUUGAAAGGCAAGAAGCUUUUGGGGGCCAUGAAAAUCAGCACAGAUGCGCUUGGACUUAAGAGGUGUUCUGAGAGAUCCAGCACUGUAUGUUCAUCUUUCACACAGAGAGAGCUGAAGCCAAGAUCACAACAUACUCAAAGACCAGCACAGACCAGUGAAAGAACAAGGAAAGGAAGUUAUAAGUCUCAGAGCCGUCCAUCUUCAGGGACAGAACUCAGACAGGAGCACGAAACUGCUGUUAAAGAAUAUUAUGAAAUAAAUACAGAAUGGCAUAGUGACAGCAAGUUCUUACCAUGGCUCCUUCUUCCUGAUGAAUUGUGGCUUUGCAUCUUCUCUCUGCUGACUCAUAAAGAUAUUACUCGGGUUUCCCAAGUUUGUCAACGUUUUUAUCGGCUUGCAGGAGAUGAGUCCUUCUGGAAGGAGAUCCACCUGACGAACUGCCACUGCUUGAAUGAUGAGUGGUUGAUCAGUUUGGGGAGUCGCCACCCCCGAUGUUUCACUCUUGAUCAUUGCCACGAUGAAGCCCAGAGAAUUACUGAUGCGGGAUUAAAACAGUUCUUCCAGCACUGUGGAGAAUCUCUUAAGGAACUGAAUAUAAAAAGCUGCAGUGGUCCUGGAUUUAGAGGGGACAAAGUUCUGCUUUGUGCAAGCACCUUUUGCCAUAACCUGACAACUGUAGAUAUUAGCUGGACAGGAGCUACUGAUUCAGGACUCAUUGCCUUAGUAGCAUCAUCUGUAAGAUUGCAGUGCCUUUCUACUAAUGGUUGCCGGAUUACAGAUGAUGCAGUAACUGCCUUGAUUGAAAAGCAUGGGAAAAGCCUUAAGAAGCUGGAAAUACUUGGAUGCCAUGCUCUUACUGACAAAUGCUUGAGAUCCGUGGCUGUGAAGUGUCCAGAUCUAGAGGUGCUGAACAUUGGCAGAAUUCACAAGAUUACUGAGGAGUGCUUGGCGAAAGUCAUAAGCUCUAUGAAAAAGCUAACUAGUGUUAACCUUACGGGGCUCAAUAUGGUGAGGGAUUGUGUUGUACAUUUAAUUGUGAAGAAAUGUCCUAAAGUGGAAAGUUUGGUUCUCAAUUCAUGCUCCCAAGUAACUGAUAUAAGCCUUUUAGAAAUCAGCAUUGGCUUACCAACAAUCAGGUACCUGGAUGUUAGUGGCUGUAAAGAGGUCACUGACAUUGGAGUUCAAGCUUUGGCGGGGAGAUGCCGGAAGCUUUCUUUCCUUGAUUUAAGUUCCACUGCAACCAGCAAAAGAGGGGUUUGCCUGUUGGCUAGCUUCUGCUUCAGGACUUUGGAAUGUGUGAAGCUGAGUUUCUGCAAGAAUAUCUCCCUGGAUGCAGUUGUGAAAUUAUGCAAAAAUUGCAAAAGACUGAAGAUACUUCAUUUAUAUGGUUGCCACUUUGUGCCUGAUCUGGACUCCAUUAAAAGAAUCAAUAAAAACGUUGAAGUGCUGCAUGACCUGACAGCUACUAAAUUGUCAUCUGAAUGAGGAACUUCACAAAAAACAAUUUUGAUUCAGCAAAGAGAUAUUAUAUUAGUUUUUCCUGCUCAGAGUUUUAUUAAGAAGACGUACAAAUUUAUACUUGGGCAAGGUAUAGAAUCUACCUCUACUUAGCUUUAAUCCAGAUACUAUCUCUGCUGCUACUGUAUCUUCAAUAUCUGUGAAAUAAGAGAGGAGAAACGUGUCUACUUUGCACAAGGCUGUUGCAAGAGAUAGCGUUUAACAUAAUUUGAAAAAGUACAAUAAACAAUAAGCAUAAAUUGUGCUUAAAGUGUUUGACUUAA